This is a messenger RNA of Sclerotinia sclerotiorum 1980 UF-70, 1812 nucleotides long. RefSeq lists its product as hypothetical. The coding region runs from base 1 to 1812 and encodes 603 amino acids. Gene Ontology annotation, biological process: GPI anchor biosynthetic process. The transcript has 4 exons. NCBI's taxonomy places the organism in Eukaryota, Fungi, Ascomycota, Leotiomycetes, Helotiales, Sclerotiniaceae. Gene Ontology annotation, cellular component: endoplasmic reticulum; membrane. The record is from RefSeq and is a predicted model, not a curated record.
AUGCCCGAUCAUGAUGGUUUGAUGAGGAUUUUUUGGCCGAGGGAUAUACCGAGAAGUGAUUCACCUGGAGUAAUAGUUGGCUGGAGGAACUCUGGUCUUGAUAUAUUUGUGGUUGCGAUAUUGGAGGAUGUUGAUUACAUAUCUUUAAAGCCAAUAUCAUUAGCAUUGGAUGACAAGGCUGAAAUGGCGUUUCAUGCGCCUGGCAGUGUUGAUGCUGAGGAAGAGAAAGAAGAAUCAAGACAGAGGAUGAGGACACAGGAACUGGUCGAAAAGUUGAAGUAUCAUUCUGUGGUUAAACAUCCGCCAUCCCAAAAAGAACUUGCCUUACCACGAAUAGUCAAUCAAAUCAAUUGUGCUUGGGAGGUUCACCAACUAUUACAGAAAAAUAUCUCGCUUGUUGGAGCUCGGUCGAGGAGAAGUCUGAGCGUAUCUGAAAGAGUAGUGGAGUCAGCAACCACAAUGCGUGACUUUGUUCUUUUGGCAAUAUGGCAAUUGAUCACUCUCUACAUAUAUCCCAUCCUCAGACGUGGAUUUGUCAUUGGUCUUAUAUGCCAUAGAUUUGCUGCCGAAGCUUUACUGUUGGUUCUAGAAUGGAGAGCUAAGCCAGAUUAUGCAGCUUUGAAAGAUAUCUCCGCAACUGCACAACAGGUUGAAAUUCGCUUACAACAAUUCUGUUACUGGCCUAUGCAAUAUGUUACACUUCGGAGGAGUAAGAGAGAUUGGGCUAGUGUAACGACAAGCCAUCCGGAGUACAUAAGGUUUUACAAUAGCCUUUGGCUCGUUGCCAAUGACGUGAUAAUAGGAAUUGCAUUGGGGUCCUAUAUCAUUGAUAAUUCCGCUUGGGUUGCAGAAACUAUCAGUGACAUCCUAAGCACUUAUUCAAUAGCUGCACUACGAACAACGAUAAAAUGGCUGAUGGACUGGCCGGCUGGCUUAAAACUCAACACUGAGCUGGCUGCUUUCUUGGGUGAUUUGUUCUUAUGGGUCAUUGAUCAUUGGUCAAGCUGUAUUGAAACUUUACAUCCAGUAUUGCCCCAUGUUAUUUGGGUCGUUGGUUUUUCCAGUUUUGCUGGAGCCAGCAUGCCAAUCGCCUUGUUUUCAGACCUACUCACCAUCUUAACACUUCACAUCUACUCUUUUUAUAUGGCUUCUGCACGUAUAUUUAAUUGGCAGUAUACAAUCCUCCUCUCUCUAUUCCAGCUAUUCCGUGGCAAGAAGCAUAAUGUUCUUCGAAAACGUAUCGACUCUUGCGAUUAUGAUCUCGACCAAUUAUUACUUGGCACGAUUUUAUUUACUCUAUUGUUCUUUCUCUUACCUACAGUACUUGUAUUCUACUUAGCAUUUGCAUGUGCACGUAUGGCCAUUAUCUCGCUGAAAGCUGUUUUAGACGCUUUACUUGCAUGCUUAAAUCAUUUUCCACUUUUUGCCUUAAUGUUACGAAUUAAGGAUUCGCAACGAUUACCAGUCCCUCUCACUUUCCGCGCCAUGUUUCACCAAUAUUUCCAACUUGGUCAUCGUAUCCGUAAACACUACGCCUCACCUCGUGUUCUCCUCUGUCUAGCAACUGGUAAAUUCGUUCCACCUAUUCAUCGCAAAAAUCUUUAUUCUCUUCAAUACAGCAUGUUGCCGGCGCGUAGAACAGGUAUUAUGUAUAUGUGGUAUGCAUUAACAGCGAAUACGGAUGAAGGCAAGGAGAAGGAUAAGAGGAGAGGUAGUGCUGGGUGGUUGAAUGGUGGGGUGACUGGUUUGACUAUGGGAAAUGGAAAUUUGAGGAGGGGAAAUGGGUAUAUGGCUAGAAGGGGCGGGCAUUAG